Thalassophryne amazonica is the source of this 2711-nucleotide messenger RNA. RefSeq names its product nucleoporin 93 (gene nup93). The transcript is spliced from 21 exons. Lineage: Eukaryota; Metazoa; Chordata; Actinopteri; Batrachoidiformes; Batrachoididae. Gene Ontology annotation, molecular function: structural constituent of nuclear pore. The record is from RefSeq and is a predicted model, not a curated record. Gene Ontology annotation, biological process: poly(A)+ mRNA export from nucleus; protein import into nucleus. The coding region runs from base 1 to 2463 and encodes 820 amino acids. Gene Ontology annotation, cellular component: nuclear pore.
AUGGAUGCAGAAGGUUUUGGGGAGUUGCUGCAGCAAGCAGAGCAGCUGGCUGCAGAGACUGAAUCAGUGUCAGAACUGCCACAUGUCGAAAGGAACCUCCAGGAGAUCCAGCAGGCGGGUGAGAGGUUACGAUCCCGCACGUUGACACGCACUUCCCAAGAUGCUGCCGACGUUAAAGCGUCGAUCCUCCUUGGCUCCAGAGGUUUAGACAUCUUCCAUAUUUCUCAGAGGUUGGAGAGCCUGAGUGCUGCUACAACCUUUGAGCCGCUGGAGCUGAUCAAAGACACUGACAUACAGGGCUUCUUAAAGAAUGAAAGAGACAAUGCCCUCCUGUCAGCCAUUGAAGAGUCACGCCGCAGGACAUUCCUGUUGGCAGAGGAGUAUCAUCGGGAGUCCAUGCUAGUCCAGUGGGAGCAGGUAAAGCAGAGAGUGUUGCACACUCUGCUUGGAGCAGGAGAAGAUGCACUGGAUUUCAGUCAAGAUGUGGAGCCCAAAUUUGUGAGUGAAGUUACGGUUCAAGGAAGAAGUGCUUUGGACAGUGUGGAGGUGGCCUAUGGACGACAGAUCUAUAUUUUCAAUGAGAAGAUAGUGAAUGGCCACAUUCAACCUAAUUUAGGAGAUUUGUGUGCUUCUGUGGCACAGAAUCUGGAUGACAAGAAUGUAUCAGAAAUGUGGCAGAUGGUAAAGCAGAUGACAGAUGUGCUGCUGGUUCCAGCCAAAGACACCCUGAAGAGUCGCACUUCUGUUGACAUGCAGAUGGCCUUUGUACAGCAGGCACUCACUUUCCUUGAAAACAGUUACAAGAACCACACUAUGGUGACUGUGUUUGGAAAUCUACACCAAGCUCAGCUUGGUGGCAUCCCAGGAACAUACCAGCUAGUCCGCAGCUUCCUCAACAUUAAACUACCGGGACCCUUGCCUGGCAUGCAGGAUGGUGAGGUAGAGGGCCACCCAGUGUGGGCUGUGAUUUACUACUGCCUGCGCUGUGGAGACAUGCAUGCAGUCAUGCAGGUGGUGAACAGAGUGCAGCACCAGCUGGGAGACUUCAAGAGCUGGUUUCACGAGUACAUGAACAGUCCUGACAGACGCCUUUCUCCAGCUUCAGAGAACAAGCUUCGCCUCCACUACCGCAGAGUGCUGAGGAACAGCACUGACCCCUACAAGAGAGCGGUCUACUGCCUGAUAGGGAAAUGUGACGUUAGUGAUAACCACGGGGAGGUGGCAGACAAGACUGAAGACUACCUCUGGCUUAAGUUGAACCAGGUGUGUUUUCAUGAUGACGGCAGCAGCUCUCCACAGGACAGAAUGACCCUGUCCCAACUACAGAAACAGCUGCUGGAGGAUUAUGGGGAGUCCCAUUUCUUAGCAAGCCAGCAUCCCUUCCUGUAUUUCCAGGUGUUGUUCCUGACGGCUCAGUUUGAGGCGGCUGUCGCCUUCUUGUUUCGUGUCGAGCAACUGAGGAGUCAUGCUGUGCAUGUGGCGCUAGUUCUGUAUGAGCUCCGGUUGUUGCUGAAGUCAUCUGGCCAAAGUGCUCAGCUGUUAAGUCAAGAAGCCGGUGACCCUCCCAUGGUACGUCGCCUGAAUUUUAUCCGUCUGCUUAUGCUCUACACUCGCAAGUUUGAGUCCACUGACCCACGGGAAGCUCUGCAGUACUUUUAUUUCUUACGCAAAGAGAAGGACAGCCAGGGAGAGAACAUGUUCAUGCGCUGUGUCAGUGAACUUGUUAUUGAGAGCCGAGAGUUUGAUAUGCUGUUGGGAAGAUUGGAGAAGGAUGGAAGCAGGAAGCCUGGAGUCAUAGAUAAGUUUGCUGGGGACACCAGGGCUAUCAUCUGUAAGGUGGCUCAAGAAGCUGAGAACAAGGGCUUGUUUGAAGAAGCAGUCAAACUGUAUGAGCUGGCAAAGAACCCAGAUAAGGUGUUGGAGUUGAUGAACAGGUUGUUAAGUCCAGUUAUUGCCCAGAUCAGUGCUCCUCAGUCUAACAAGGAGAGGCUAAAAAACACUGCAGUGGCCAUUGCUGAAAGGUAUCGCUCUCAGGGUAUAGCAGGAGAGAAGUCUGUCGAUAGUACGUUCUACCUGCUGAUAGACCUGAUGACGUUCUUUGAUGAGUACCAUGCAGGUCACAUUGAUAGAGCGUAUGAUGUGAUGGAACAUUUAAAGCUUCUUCCACUCAGUCAGGACAGUGUAGAGGAGAGAGUAGCUGCCUUCAGGAACUUCAGUGAUGAGGUGCGUCACAAUCUGUCUGAAGUACUUUUGGCCACAAUGAACAUACUGUUUACACAAUACAAGCACCUGAAGGGUUCGCCUACAGGCACACCUGGACGCCCCCAGACGACCAUAGAAGACAAAGACACGCAACUGCGCAGCCAGGCCCGAGCGCUGAUCACCUUUGCUGGAAUGAUUCCAUACAACAUGGCCGGAGACACAAACGCCAGACUGGUGCAGAUGGAAUUAAUGAUGAACUGAGGAACUGAUUCUCUCUCCCUCUUUCUUUCUUUCUGUUCAUCACAACCUGAAACAAAUCUUUUCACCUUCUCAGUCCCUUCUUGGCUAUUGGGUAGGAAACUGGAUCCAUCCCCCUGUGUGUGAGCACGUGCCUCCUUAUAUUUCAUGUCAGAAAUUGUAUUCAUUGUCAGUUUGCUUUAUUUUGCUCCCUUUCUCAUUUUGUUGUUUCAUAUUUGUAACUUUCAUAAUUUGGAAUAAAAAGUACAUUU